Molecule: messenger RNA, 1830 nt
Organism: Schizophyllum commune H4-8
Lineage: Eukaryota; Fungi; Basidiomycota; Agaricomycetes; Agaricales; Schizophyllaceae
Exons: 7
Coding region: 33-1583 (516 amino acids)
Biological process (GO): attachment of GPI anchor to protein
Cellular component (GO): GPI-anchor transamidase complex
Source: RefSeq, a predicted model, not a curated record
AACCACAACCGUCACCUCCUCCGACCUCACUCAUGUCGGACGAAGGGCAACCUCCCCAACUCGAAGUCCCAUUAUCUCAUGCCGAUACCCGUGAUGACUCCCAGCUACACGAACAACCCGACUCCCCCUUGAAAGACCCCUCCAAAAUCUACUACCAGGCCAACCACGUGCGCCGGCUCAUCAUCGCGUCCUACUGGCUCGUCAUCUUCCUCGCGCUGCCGCUGUGGUGGAAGACCACGAGUAUUGAGCGGUUGAGCUUGCCGCAGGGGAGGAUAGGCGCUCUAGGGGAUAAGAAUCUGCGUUUUGAUAUUGGGAUAAGCGUUCCGAAUGGGAGGGUGAGGGAGGCGUUAGACACGCCGGCUUUCAAGGAGAGGCUCGUGAGUGCGGGGGUGGAUGUACAUGCGACCUCGAGUGAUAAAUAUGACUAUCAGGUCCUCUUCCAUGAUGGAGACGACACGUACAUCCAAGGGCGGCGCGUGUCCUUCCCUCGAGAUGUCAGCGAUGAUACUGUCCUCGACGUACUCACGUCUCUGCUCGUUCCUCAGGCCGUUGACCGUCGACACGAGCAGCAUAUCGUGCCCUUCGCGCCGCGGUACCAGCUGUCUUUCUCUUUGCUGAACGAGGACGCGGCGGAUGGUACCAGCAUGCUUUCUUGGCCCAUACGAGAAAACAUCAAAAAACAUCUGUCCCCGACACUGAACGAUCUCGCCAGCCUCUAUAACUUCACUAUCGAGAGUCAGGUUCAAUUCCACGCGCCUUUGGCUUUCGAGCCAGUAUCCUUGCGGUUGGAGACUGACGCCGAGGGUACCGACGCUCAAUCUGACGCCUCUGAGGCGAGGGAGGCCGGCUUGACACCCGAGCAACUCACUGUCUUCGUUAACUCGGCCGAGUGGUCCUUGUCGUCCAGCGUCUCCAACGACCCCGUCCUGCACUUCCUUCUCUUCGUGCCCAAGCGUCCGCUAUAUAUCCUCAACGACUCCGGCGAACCCUCGCCUUCGCGCGCCUUCCUCAUCCCGCAGUGGGGCGGCAUCGUCCUCGCGGACACGGACCUCCUCACCAGCGACCCAGCAGCGCAGGUGGACACGGCAUUCGCGACCUUCCGCGCGCAGCUCGUCACCCUCCUUGGCGUGCCGCAGCUACCAGCAGGCAUCACCGCGCGCGUCCCAUCGGGGCAUAUUUCAGCUUGGCAAGCCGAUGCGCUCCUGCGCCGGCGAGCGAGGGAGAGCGCACAAGAGGCGCGUGACACAUUGAGCAGUAUCUCGCGGCUGGUGGACCAGAUCGAGAACAUGCCGGUUGGGGCGCGCGUCCGGGACGAUGUGCAGGGGGCGCUGCAGGCUUUGGAGAUGGCCUAUUCGUCCGCCUCGGCCUCCAUGCUCUCUGCCUUCCAGCAUGCCGCGCAGGCGACGGUCCUCGCCUCGCGAGCGUUCUUCAGCCCAGGGAUGUUGCAGCUGUUGUACUUCCCGCCGGAGCAUAUCUACGCGGUGUACAUGCCGCUCUUCGCGAGCGCGCUCAUCCCGCUGCUGGCGACGGCAGCGCGGGAGGUGAAGGCGUGGAGAAGGGAGCGAGCGGUACCCGCGGCAUAGUGUACUGAGGCCUCUGAGUACAUCGAACAUCAUACGCAUGAGAGCUUCCUUGAUUUGUGGCAUCGUUUCGACUUGUGUCCGAUAGAUCUUGAGAUUCAGCGCAAUCUCAGCGCACAGUUGUCACCUAGCAAGGCAUCCCACACUUCGUGGGGAACGUCCUGACGAUGCAUGAUUACGCGUAUAUUCCUAGGGUGAUCUUGCGCUGCUCUAGUACAUCCUGCAGCUCUGAGAAGGUAACAAGCCUCGG